This is a messenger RNA of Fomitopsis serialis, 2148 nucleotides long. RefSeq lists its product as uncharacterized. The record is from RefSeq and is a predicted model, not a curated record. The transcript has 14 exons. Bases 1 to 2148 code for a protein of 715 amino acids. NCBI's taxonomy places the organism in Eukaryota, Fungi, Basidiomycota, Agaricomycetes, Polyporales, Fomitopsidaceae.
AUGUCGCCGCGCGAUACUAGGUCGAAAGCCGCAGCAGCAGCAAAGGCGAAGGUCGGUGGGGGGAGCGCAAAGCCCCCCGUCAAGUCGACUCGCGGUAAGGCCAAAUCGGCAGCCAGUGCCCCUGGUCCAUCGGGCAGCAUACAAGAUGAAGCGACGGCGGCCCCCAACAUGAAGGAAGUGCUCAAACAGCAGUAUCCGCACCUCUCAAAGAAGAAGCUGAACGAGAUGCUUCACAACCUCAACACCGCCGCGGAGAAGGAUGGAGUUUCUGAGAAGGAUCGUCGACAAAUCGCCAAGGAAAAGGUGUCGGAUACAGAGAAGGAGUCAGAGGAUGAUGAAGGAGAGCUGGUUCCAUCGGCGAGCAAGGGCAAGAAGAAAGCGAACGUUCCAUCGCCGCCUAGGCCCAAGCCUCGCCCACGCAAGAGGAAGGCGACUGAGACCCCCGAGAAGGAGGCGAGCGAUGACGAGGCGGCGUGGAGCAGCCUGAGAAGAAGAAGGCAAGACCCAGCUGGCAACAUACGGUCCUGUUUUGACGCAUACCUCGCAGAGGUGUCGCCUGGACGCAAGAGUGUUGUCAUACCGGAGGUGGUCAUCCAGUCCUCGCCCCCGGUGUCGCGCUCGAAGGCGCCCAGGCAGGAGGAGGACCUGGCUGCAUCCCUUGGUACGAAAUCAGCCAAGCAGACGCAGGGCGUUGCGAAGCCUCCGGAGAAGAAGACUUUCCUGCGUCUGGAGGACAGUGACGAGGAGAAUGAGGACGAUGACGAGGAGGCAGGUGAGGGUGACGAGGUCGAGGUCGAGGACGAGGUCGAGGAAGGUUCUGGACAGGGCGCAGGUUCGCCAUCCAGAGCAGGAAAGGGUGCAGCAAGGCGUACUCGUCGCGUCAAGAUGGAGUCGAUGUCCCCCAUCCACGUCCCGGACGACUCUGACGACGAUGGCAGCGAGUACAAGGUGUCGAGUCACGACCGAGAGGAGGACAUUGACGAGCUUGAUGGCGACGUGGACAUGGAUGACGAGAUCGUCGUCAAGGUCAAGGACAAGCCUCAGCAGAAGAAGAAAGAGAAAGCGCAGAGCAAGGGCAAGCGCAAGGAGCCGUUGAAGAGCUUCCUGCACCACGCCCAGCAGGAGUUCCGCGUGUACCUCAGCUUGGAGAACGCGUGGCCUCGAGUCAUGAAGGACGGUCGUAUGGAGAAGACCGAGAAGCCCGUGGAGAUCAUGAAGAUGCUCAUGGAGAAGCACGAGAGGUACAAGACCGAAAGGUUCUUGACCGCGUACAACAGGGCGUGGGCAGAUGCAGUGACACAUGGGAGGAUGAUCCACUAUGUCGCGAAGGUGUCAUCUCAACUUCGUCAGGAAGUCAAGCAGAAGGCAAAGCGCGUCGUCGAGAAGAACUUCCUCGCGUUCAAGGUGCCGCAACACGGCUCUGACGGCAAGAAGCUCAGCAGUGCUGCUCACCUCGAGGCUCUCGUGAAGUUCUUGAAGCAGGACUUCGCAUUCCAUCACGGCAACUUGGAGAUGCCAGAUCCGAUGGUGGAUCCCUCGCUGUGGGUGGCCAACCUGGACGCUCCCUUCCACAACGAGGCUGUGGCUGAAGUCGCAGCUCGUCAGUGGUGGUCUGGAGCUCAUCGGGAGGCCAUGCGGCCUGAGAACCACGCGCGGUUCGACAUCAACAAGCAGCCCCUGUCGAGCAACAUGAUAGCUCUGGUCUGCUCCGCGAUCAUCGUUGCGCUGGAUGAGGCCGUCAAGGUGAACGUCACCGUCAGCUUCGACGAGAAGACAUACGCCACCGAGCACGAUCGUCUGAAGGUCAGCAUCGACAACCUGCGGCGCUGUGCGGACCCGAGUGACCCGUCAAAGUACGACGAGGGCUGUGCUCGGUUCUGCAAGUCUAUGGACGAGACGUUGGCGAGCACCAUACGGAGGCUUGCAGGGAUCUCGAGCACGAGCGUAGACGACGACGACGAGGCAGCUGAGCCUAGUACCGUCACCCGUGGCAUUCCUACGGCCGCAAUCUCGCGCAUCUCCAAGCUGUGGGCGCCGAAGAACACUGGCACGAAGGCUAGUGACGAGCCGGCGGCGGCAGCCUCGGCGAGCGGGUCAGGCCAGGCUAAAGAGCGUGAAGGGGAUGCAGAGGCCCCGUCGACCGCGUAG